GCCACCCGCUCUCCUCCGGUCCUCACAACGCCACCAGAAGCGAGCGGAAGGCAGAGCCGCGACGAUGGCGGGCGUCAGCUGCCACUUCCUCACCUCGCCGGCGCCGGCGAGGCCGCUGCGCUCCCGCCCGAGCUUCCCCGCCGUCAGUGGCCGCGCCCACUGGCCGGGCAGAGUGCGAACUCGGAUCAGUUGCUGCUCCAACAAUUCAGAGGAGGAUUGCGCGAGAAGCGAGCCUCCCAGCGAUUCCAAGGAAGAAGAAAGUAUUAGCUCCAGGCGAAGAUGUCUAGCUUGCCUCUGUGCUGUAACAUUAAUCAGUGCAACGGGCCCAACGUUUUAUGCGCCAAAAGGAUUUGCCGCGGACAUGACGAACAAGCCUGGCAUUCAAAAAGCUGUAUGCAGAAAUUGCGGUGGCGGCGGUGCUAUAAUAUGUGACAUGUGUGGUGGCACAGGAAAAUGGAAGGCCCUCAACCGAAAGAGAGCAAAAGAUGUUUACGAAUUCACAGAAUGCCCAAAUUGCUAUGGCCGUGGGAAACUGGUGUGCCCAAUUUGUCUCGGAACCGGCGUGCCCAACAACAAAGGACUCCUGCGGCGACCGGGCGCCAAAGAGCUGCUGGACAAGAUGUACAAUGGCAAGCUAUUGCCCAGCUCGUAGAUACAUAGCAUCUUCGGUACUGCAUAGCCAGAAGUAUAGGGCCACCUCUUGAAAGCAGAAGAUUUUUGUGUUGGUGUAAUACUGUAAUUUGAGAUGCGUAUUAGAUCUACGGAUGUAGUACGUUUUUUGCGCGAGACACACACGUAAAGCUUGUAUGAUUUUGUUCAAGUGUCGGAUGCACACGUAAACAGGAGAUAAAGCAUGCAUGUAGUAAAACAGAGACCAUGGACAUCCAAUUAUCUGUAUAUGGGUACACAAGUCUACCCACUGGGUGGUGGAAA
Messenger RNA from Triticum dicoccoides, 933 nucleotides. RefSeq names its product protein PHOTOSYSTEM I ASSEMBLY 2, chloroplastic-like. The coding region runs from base 65 to 652 and encodes 195 amino acids. Gene Ontology annotation, cellular component: chloroplast. Gene Ontology annotation, biological process: photosystem I assembly. Gene Ontology annotation, molecular function: protein-disulfide reductase [NAD(P)H] activity. The record is from RefSeq and is a predicted model, not a curated record. NCBI's taxonomy places the organism in Eukaryota, Viridiplantae, Streptophyta, Magnoliopsida, Poales, Poaceae. The transcript is spliced from 5 exons.